Messenger RNA from Fukomys damarensis (Damara mole-rat), 1692 nucleotides. RefSeq names its product syntrophin gamma 2 (gene Sntg2). Gene Ontology annotation, molecular function: structural molecule activity; protein binding. Lineage: Eukaryota; Metazoa; Chordata; Mammalia; Rodentia; Bathyergidae. The record is from RefSeq and is a predicted model, not a curated record. Gene Ontology annotation, cellular component: dystrophin-associated glycoprotein complex; intracellular anatomical structure.
AUGGGCACGAGGUCCUCACCCCCAGGCCCCUGUGAUCACAUCACUCUUCCCGCAUCCACAGACAAAACCACCCUCGCCCUGCUGUAUGACGAAGGCUCCGACAACACCUACGACGUCAGGCUAAGGCUGACGACAGAGGCGCUGACCGUCCAGCUGCAGGAUGUCGUGUGUGUGGGGGGAGCCCACCCAGGUGCCACUCACAGAACUGUUACACUCUGCCGACAGCCCGUGGGUGGCCUGGGCCUCAGCAUAAAGGGAGGUGCCGAGCACAGAGUUCCUGUUGUCAUUUCAAAAAUAUUCAAAGACCAAGCAGCCGACCGCUCAGGGAUGCUGUUCGUGGGAGACGCUGUUCUACAGGUCAACGGCAUUCAUGUGGAGCAUGCGACCCACGGAGAGGUGGUGCAUCUCCUGAGGAACGCAGGGGCCGAGGUCACCAUCACCGUGGCGUAUCUCAGGGAGGCGCCAUCAUUCCUGAAGCUCCCACUAGGGUCCCCCAGGCCGUCCAGCAGCCCCAGCAGCAGGGCGUCCUCGCCCCUGUUUGACAGCAGCCUGCACCUGAAUGGACACUGCAGCCACAAGGCACUGUCCUCACCCUCGGCAGAUGACCCAAAGUACGAGAAGCGCUGGCUGGACACCCUGUCCAUCCCUCUGUCCAUGGCUCGGAUCUCCAGGUACAAAGCCGGCACGGGAAGCCUCAGGUCCAACGCUUUUGAGGUGCUGUCGCUGGACGGGGCGCGCUCAGGAGUCCUCCAGUUCCCCACUGCCCGGGACUGCGGCGAGUGGCUGUGCGCCGUCUCGGCCAACAUCGGCCGCCUCAUGCUGCAGAGUAUGAAGAUGGCAAAUAAAUGCUGCUCUCCUGGCAACCAGGUGGUGCACAUGGGGUGGGUGUACGAGAGGCUGCAGGGAGCUGACUCCCCCCAGACCUUUGCAUCAAAGUUCCUGGCACUGAAGGGCUCGUCCGUCUACAUCCUCUGCUCUCCUCCGGUGAGCACGGCAGACUGGGUGCGGGCAGAGAGCGUCCAUAACCUCUGUGAGGUGCGAUUUAAAGCUCACAAGCUCUGGGUGAUGGAUAGCGGCUACUGGCUGCCAGCCAACCUCUGCCUCGGGCUGCAGGACUUGGACUUGGAGGACCAGAGACCAUACUGCUUCAGCCUCCUGGCCGGCCAGGGGAAGAGCCAUGUCUUCACCGUGGCACUGGGCACGGAGCUGGCAGUGUGGGAGAAGGCGUUCCAGAGAGCAACGUUCUUGGAGGUGCAGAGGACUGGGUCAAAAACAUACAUGUGCAGCUGGCAAGGAGAGGUGCUGUGUUUCACCGUGGACUUUGCUUUGGGGUUCACCUGCUUCGACAACAGGACGAAGAAUGUGCUCUGGAGAUUUAAAUUCUCCCAGCUGAAGGGGUCUUCGGAUGACGGAAACACUCGAGUAAAGCUACUAUUUCAGAACCCAGACACCAAACAAAUUGAGACAAAGGAGCUCGAGUUCCAGGACCUGCCGGCCGUGCUGCACUGUGUCCACGCCUUCAUGGCCUCCAAAGUGGCCUCCCUGGACCCCGCGUUCCCGGAUGGCCAAGGCCUCAUCAGAAGACACCCGCACAGCAGCAAGGGCAGCUUCCGCUGAGUGCUGAGAUGAAACUAUUUUCUUAGGACACGAACCUUUCCUGCACAGCACUGCACCUUUGUGUGAUUUUGUAUG